Gadus morhua (Atlantic cod) is the source of this 676-nucleotide messenger RNA. RefSeq names its product dual specificity tyrosine-phosphorylation-regulated kinase 4-like. Bases 125 to 676 code for a protein of 183 amino acids. NCBI's taxonomy places the organism in Eukaryota, Metazoa, Chordata, Actinopteri, Gadiformes, Gadidae. The transcript has 5 exons. Gene Ontology annotation, molecular function: protein serine/threonine kinase activity; ATP binding. The record is from RefSeq and is a predicted model, not a curated record. Gene Ontology annotation, biological process: peptidyl-serine phosphorylation; peptidyl-threonine phosphorylation.
UGUUACCGUUUAGGAGAACAUCCUCGUAUCAAAAGAGGACUCCGAGGUCAUAAAGGUGUCUGACUUUGGGGCAUCCCGUCUGGAACAUCUUAACACCUACCCUGUUACCCAGACACUGCUCUACAUGUCCCCAGAAGUCCUUCUGGAGAAGGCCUACAGCAAGCCCAUUGAUAUGUGGAGUCUGGGCUGCAUCUUAGCCGAGCUCAAGACCGGGGAAUCCCUAUUUCUAGUGAGCACUAAGUUCCAGCUACUGGAGCAAAUGAUGAAGCUGCUGGGUCUUCCUCCGAAGGGGAUGCUGAAGAAGAGUCAGCUUAAGGGAUUACUCUCUGUUCGGAGAAACAGCAGACAGAAGAACAGGCGUCAUCUGUCUAAGGUUCUGGACACGGAUGAAGCACUCUUCAUUGACUUUGUCCAGCGCUGUCUGACGUACGACCCGGCAAAGCGCAUGACUGCGGAGGAAGCCAUGCAGCAUCCCUGGAUUCACGAGCAAAUCCAGAGUCCCAGCUCCAGUUCUGAUGCUGCUCCUCAGCAGUCCACUGACUGGGAGCAUAAGGUGGACUCUACCAGCUGCACAGCCCAGUCCACAUUCAGAGCAAGACACAGACCGGUCGGAUCCAGAGGCAGGAGGAGGGAGCGGGUGCCAAACGACGGAGGACUUAAGGUACGGCCACAGUGA